UGUCUUUUCAAACGUACCUUGAACCACUGGUGGAUCUUUAUCAAUCCCAUAUUUUACCUCGCUUCACGACCAAGCACAAAAUCGUCGGUAUCAGUACCGCCAUCAGUCUCUCAUUAGCUUAUGUCUUGCAUGACCGACUUUUUCGACCUCCUAAACACUUGCGCCAUAUUCCUUAUUUUGGCUAUUGGACACUGAUUCGUUCUUAUCUGGCAGGCGAAUCGCAAUGGGACUUUGAUCAUCGUGUCACAUUGCCUAUGAUUGAUGCUCAAGAAAGCAAUGGCAUUUAUUUAGUAAGUCUUUGAUUGUUUUAGUCAGCUCUUUCAACAAGAACCUUAGAGACCCACAGGUCUAGGCUGGACCGUUUUUCUAACUCGCCCAGAUCAUGCCAAAGUACUUUUUCUCAAGACAGACAUGUUUCCUAAAGCUGUGCAUUCCACUGCACAAAACAAUUCGAUUGUCGGUCGAUUUGUGCUUGGACCCAACAUAGCGUUUCUGAAUGACCAUCUAUGGAAAUCACAGCGCAAAAUAGCCAAUCCUGCAUUUCAUCGAUCCAUGCCUGUCCAGUUGUUUGGUGAACUCACGCUUCAAUUGUUUGAUGUGAUGGAACAAACAGGUUCACGAGUCAAUGUGUCGGAUCUCAUUCAACGCUGGACUUUAGAUGCCAUUGGCAAAGCAGGUUUUGGAUUUGAUUUCAAGGCACUCGCUCAAAAAGACAAUGUUUGGGUACGAAAGUAUAAAACGAUUGUUGAAGCCUCGCAGCAACUAUGGUACGCCAUCUUUCCUGUGUUCGAUGACCGCACUUCCAUCUGGUUUUGGCCUGGUCGUCGUGCGGUUCAUCAGGACAUGGACGAGUUCUUGAGCAUGAUCGAUUGUGUCAUUCAACACAAACGAGACCAAAUCAAACGAGGCGAGUUCCAGAACGCUCAUUUACAAGAAAACGAAAAAGAUUUGUUGACGCUCAUGAUUGAAAGUGAACACAGAGGCGAAGGUGCCAUGACAGAUGAAGAACUCAGAAGUAAUAUGUGUGUUUUCUUUUUAGCAGGCCAUGAUACGACAUCGAAUACAGUGGCUUAUGCUGCGUAUCAUUUAGCCAUGCAUCCUGAAAUUCAACAAAAAGCAAGAGAAGAAGCACUGACUAUCUUGGGCAAUGAACCUGUGGAUAUUUUGCCUACUGUAGACCAUACAAAGCAAUUUGUGUAUAUCAAUCAGGUCAUUAAAGAGACAUUGCGUAUCAACAGUCCUGCGCCUCGUAUCAAUGAACGUGAGGCUGUAGAAGAUUUUCUUUUGUCAGGCACAUGGAUUCCAAAAGGCACUUCUGUCCUUGUGGAUCUAUUUAGUGUGCAUCAUAGCAAAAAGAACUGGAAAGACCCUGAAGUCUUUGAUCCUGACCGAUUUGAUGAAGACAAUGAGAACAAUGGUCCUAGACCAGGCAUGGCUUGGGUUCCCUUUAGUAGCGGUGCUCGUCAAUGUAUUGGCAUGAAUUUCAGUUUAUAUGAACAGCGCGUCUUGUUAGCUAUGCUUUUGAGAAAGUACAUUUGGACACUGCCUGAAGAUUCUAUCCAUAAGCACGGUGUGAUUAGCUCAGGCAUCAACAUUGUAGGUCCCGUUCAUUUAGAACUUGAAUUUCAAAAGCGAUAUUGAAUAAACCAUGUGUAACUUGCCCCCCCC
Molecule: messenger RNA, 1668 nt
Organism: Gilbertella persicaria
Lineage: Eukaryota; Fungi; Mucoromycota; Mucoromycetes; Mucorales; Choanephoraceae
Product: cytochrome P-450 cyp509A1
Exons: 7
Coding region: 412-1641 (409 amino acids)
Molecular function (GO): monooxygenase activity; iron ion binding; heme binding
Source: RefSeq, a predicted model, not a curated record